GAUAGAGGAGGAAAGGAAGGAAGAGAUGAAAUCGGAGUGUAAUAUUGGUGCCGAAGCAAGCCCGAAUGUGAAACCGAUGAACCAACCACGCCCUUUCCUUUGCGUCCCCACCUCUCUGUGUCGCUCUCUGGUUCUCGCAGCGUCACUUCGCCUAGUUUCUUCUACGCCUUCACGCCCUCUUCCACGCCUGCUCCGUCGCUUCCGGUACCAGCUGCGGCAACAGUAACCGACGGUCUCAGGAUCGCUGGGGGAGGGGGUGACCGGAACCCAGGGUUUCCGGUUCAUGCGCAGGAGUCGGUGCCGGGUGUUCGAUCAAAGGAAAAGGAUGAACUUGUGGGCCGACGACAACGCCUCCAUGAUGGAGGCCUUCAUGGCCUCCGUCGACCUCCCGGGCUUUUCCUGGGCGGCUGUUCCUCCUACUCCCACCCCGCCUUGUGCAGCAGCCUCCUCCUCCUUGGAUCACCCGGCCGCUGCGGCGACUCCUGCUCCCGCGUACUUCAGCCAGGAGACGCUCCAGCAGCGGCUGCAGGCGCUGAUCGAGGGGGCGCGGGAGAGCUGGACGUACGGCAUCUUUUGGCAGUCGUCGGUGGACGCCGCAACCGGGGCGUCGUUCCUGGGAUGGGGCGACGGUUACUACAAGGGCUACGAGGAGGAUAAGCGGAAGCAGAAGGUCGCCGGCGCUGCCUCUGCUGCCGAACAGGAGCAUCGGAAGUGCGUGCUUCGGGAGCUCCACUCGCUAAUCUCCGGAGGCGGUUCAUCGGCGCCGGACGAGGCCGUCGACGAGGAGGUUACCGACACCGAGUGGUUCUUCCUCGUCUCCAUGACCCAAUCCUUCGUCAACGGGGGAGGACUCCCGGGCCAGGCCUUCUACACCGGAGCCCCCGCCUGGGUCACCGGCGCCGACCGACUCGCCGCUGCGCCAUGCGACCGGGCGCGCCAGGCUCAACUGUUUGGCCUCCAGACCAUGGUAUGCGUCCCCGUCGGCUCCGGCGUCCUCGAGCUCGGAUCUACCGACGUGGUCUUCCACAGCCCCGAGAUCAUGGGCAAGAUCCGCGUCCUCUUCAACUUUAGCUCUCCGGACGCUCCCUCCGUCGCUUCCUGGCUCACACCGCAAUCUGCGGCGCCCACUCCCGCCACCGACCAGGGCGAGACGGAUCCGUCCGUGCUCUGGCUCACGGAUCCGUCGGCGGUCGACAUCAAGGAUUCUGUUUCACCCGUCUCCGCCACCGCCGACCUCUCCGUCACAAAACCCCCGAUCCAAUUGGAGAACAACCCUAGUUCCAGCAUCCUCACCGAAAGCCCUAGCUCUUCGAUGCAGUUCCAAAGAACUCACAACCAGCCGCAGCAACAGCUGCAUCAGAGCAGCGCCAGUGAUCCGCAUACCCAUCUUUUCGUCUCCAAAAAGUUCAAUCUCUCUGAAUUCGCCUCCAACGGUUCUGUUGUUCCCCGAUCGGCUAAGCCGGAGCCGAGCGAUAUCCUAGAUUUCGCCGGUAGCAAUAGGAAUCCCACUCCGGCCCCUGUCACCGGCAGCCUCUUCUCCCACCACCAAACCAUCACCGCCGCGGCAGACGACAAGAGGAACAAGAGAUCCACGGGGGCAACAUCCAGGGUGAGCAACAGCGAUGAGGGGAUGAUCUCCUUCUCGUCGGCUUCCGCACGACCCCCUUCUGACGUUCUGUUUAAGUCUUCCGGCGGCGGCGGAAUCCUCGAUGGCCCCGAUUCGGAUCAGUCGGACCUCGAGGCCUCGGCGCGGGAGGUGGAGAGCAUCCGGCCGGUGGAGCCAGAGAAGCGACCGAAGAAGCGCGGCCGGAAGCCUGCCAAUGGCCGGGAGGAGCCUCUGAACCAUGUGGAAGCAGAGCGGCAACGCCGCGAGAAGCUCAACCAGAGGUUCUACGCCCUCCGCGCGGUGGUGCCCAACGUGUCCAAGAUGGACAAGGCCUCCCUCCUUGGGGACGCGGUCUCGUACAUCAACGAACUGCGGUCCAAGCUCGAGACGUUGGAAAUCGACAAGGAGGAGUUACGAGCACAGGUGGAAGCCCUGGAGAAGGAGCGUGAAUCCAACCCGACCCGGCCGGUCCAGCCGCCGCCGGACCAUGAUCUUAGGAUGAUGAACGGCAGCGGCGGCGACCGGUGUCACGGGGUGGAGAUGGAAGUGAAGAUACUCGGGUCGGAGGCCAUGAUCCGAUUACAGUGCCUAAAAAGAAAUCACCCGGCCGCGAAGCUGAUGGCUGCGAUACGAGACCUCGAUCUUGACGUGCAUUACGCGAGCGUGUCGGUGGUGGAGGACCUCAUGAUACAGCAGGCGACGGUGAAGAUGUCGCCGAGUCGGACGUACACCCCGGAGCAGCUCCGUGCAGCUCUCUACUCUAAAUUGGCUGCCGAGGCACCAAUUAGCAGGUAGCCUAUGUUUGUCUUGGCCUUUAACGGCGGCGGGAGGAGUUCUUUAGAUUAUGUUGGAUUCUGUAAGAUCUUUGUUCGCGUGGACUAUGAGAUGCAGCCAUAGUAUGUUGUGCUUCAGUGGUUUAGUAUGUACAUAUGCAUUGCAUUUCUAGUGCAAUGAAUGUUGCUUUUCAUCAGAUAAAAGAUGCUUUUGGUAGCUGAAGCUUCUUCUA
This is a messenger RNA of Musa acuminata AAA Group (dessert banana), 2612 nucleotides long. Its product is annotated as transcription factor MYC2-like. Gene Ontology annotation, cellular component: nucleus. Gene Ontology annotation, biological process: regulation of DNA-templated transcription. Bases 284 to 2401 code for a protein of 705 amino acids. Gene Ontology annotation, molecular function: protein dimerization activity; transcription cis-regulatory region binding; DNA-binding transcription factor activity. The transcript has a single exon. NCBI's taxonomy places the organism in Eukaryota, Viridiplantae, Streptophyta, Magnoliopsida, Zingiberales, Musaceae. The record is from RefSeq and is a predicted model, not a curated record.